Molecule: messenger RNA, 2172 nt
Organism: Pyrenophora tritici-repentis Pt-1C-BFP
Lineage: Eukaryota; Fungi; Ascomycota; Dothideomycetes; Pleosporales; Pleosporaceae
Source: RefSeq, a predicted model, not a curated record
AUGUCCACCCGAUUUGUGGCUCGUGUAAUCGAGGAAACCAUGCCUCCGACCAUCGCAGACAAGAUUGGAAAGUCAAGUGACGUUCAGGCGAGACUGGACAGACUCGAAUAUCUUCUGGAGAGAGCCGUUGCAGGACAAGGGCAGAACGCUGCACCUUCCAUACGGUCUAGUGUUGAAUAUGAGAGGAGAGAAGAUGCUCUGACUCCAUCGUCCAACAGUCAGACGUCCCACGGAGGUGGAAUAGCUUCUGAUGACGGUGAUGGGACCCUGUUGUUGAAUGGUGGGCAGGCCCAGUUUGUGUCUUCUCUUCACUUUGCAUUGCUUGCUGAUGAGUUCCAAGAUAUCAAGGCUUUGCUUGGUGACAAAACAGACGAAGAGAAAAAGGAAGUCCCGCAAAACACGCUCAUCGACCUACUCUCUCUGGGCCGCGCAGGUUCUGGCUCCAACUUGGGGGACUUAUUACCCAGCACACAAGAGCACCGCGAUUACUUGCUAGAGGUCUAUUUCACCAGUGUUGACCCGAUGAUCAGGGUCACGCAUAGGCCAACGGUGAUCCGCAAGAUGCACACAUACGACCGUGAGGCACAUCCUAUGGCGUAUGCCAUCUACUACUCUGCAAUUAAUGCCAUGUCCCCAAAGACUAUAGGCGACAAGUUUGGUGAAAGCAAAAAGGAACUUCUGGAUCGAUAUCAAUUGGCCAUCGAAAUAUCGCUUGCCCGAGAAAAUUACCUGACUACGUCGGAUCUAGAGAUUCUUCAAGCGUUUGUGAUAUGGCUCAGUUGUAUCACAAGAGAAGAAGAAAUGAGCAAAGCGUGGGUAUUGAUUGGCAUAGCGUUUCGCAUCGCACUUAACCAAGGCUUACAUCGAGAUCCUUCAUUAUUUCCCGCUGGAUCGAUGGAUAUCAUCACUAUCGAGCUACGCCGCCGUGUGUGGCACCAACUGGGUCAUUUGGAGUUCCGAGCAGCCGAGUGCAAAGGUCAAGAGCCAAGCAUAACAGAAGAUUUCUAUACGACGCUAUUCCCGCGCAACAUCGAUGAUGAGGACCUCGUAGAUGGUGCGAGCCCUAGUCCGACUCCAUACGACGAGAGCAAGUUUACAACCAUGACAUUCCAGAUCGUACGUUUCAACGGGAUGCGAGCACUGCGACGGAUUAUCCAAAGUACAUACCGUCUGGAACGACGUAUGCUCGACUCUGGGCUCAAUGGAACUUCUCCUCCAGAUCCCGCCGUGGAGCUACGAAGUCUUUACGAGCAAAUCAAAGUCAUGCUGGAUGAGAUUGUUGAGGAAAACCAGCGAAAGUAUUUACGGCAUCUGAACCGAGAGAUACCGAUGCAGAGAUUAACGCUAGGUCUUGUAUCGUUGCUGGAAUGGCGCGCUUACUUGCUAUUCUGGCUCCGAAUGCCGCGCGCUUACCGUGAUGUCGUCUUUGCAGAUGACAUUCGCCGAUCAAUAUUCGAAAAGUCCAUCAGUUGUGUAGAAGCUUUGAAUGUAGCCGCUGCGGAUAUUGAUGCGGCUCGGUUUCAAUGGCACAUUGGAGGCAUCGCUUCCUUCCAGGCAAUUAUGCAUAUUCUGUCAGAACUCCGUAAUCCUUUAUUCGAUGUACCAGAGCGACAACGAGCCUUGAAAGCAAUACAGAUGUCACGCCUUCUCCGAGAGAACAACACAUCCAAAGCAUGGCAGGCUGUCAAGAAUAUGAUCGACAAGGCCAUAGCUGAACACAACUUACCCCCACAAUCAAGUAGCCAUACGAGCGCGCCUUUAGAGUCAUCCACGUCGAAAAGCGUAUUCUCAGAGCUACGUACCGCUGCAAAACAUACUUAUCCAAGAUCUGUUGCACAAUACGAUGAACCGCCAGUCUCUGCGCCACCACCACCGCAGCUACCACAACAGCUACCACAACAGCUACCACAGCAACUAUCACAGCAACUAUCACAACAUACAAUGCAGCCUCAGCCCGACCCGAUGCAAAACUUACAAUACAUGCAGAAUCAGAUGCCAUGUUGGGAUGACUUCAACCUAAGCAACAUCAACAACAUUGUUGGAGACGUGCUUCCAAACGCCGAAAUGGUCCCCGACUUUGACUUUGGUUUCUGGGGUGAUCCAUUCAACUACGAAAGCGAGCCUGUAGGUAUGCCCAUGCAGGACAACUACCUCCCUCAGUGGAUUGGAUGA